ACUGUCAAGCGCCCCUGGCCGGAGAAGCGUUUGCGUUGCCCGCCGGCACUCAGGGACCAGCCGCCGCCUGUGCUCAGCUUGGGGCCGGCAUGGGAGGGGUGGCCGGGGCGGCAUGAUGAGCGCCCUGGGCAGCCCUGUGCGGGCCUACGAUUUUCUACUUAAGUUCCUGCUGGUGGGCGACAGCGACGUGGGCAAGGGCGAGAUCCUGGCCAGCUUGCAGGACGGAGCAGCCGAGUCUCCUUAUGGCCACCCGGCGGGUGAGCGCGGCGGCGGGAGCGCGGCCGCAGCACCCGGAGGCGCAGCGCUGGGGUCUCGGUGCGAGCGGCUGCUCCAGAGAAUUGAUCACAAGACGACCACCAUCCUGCUAGAUGGCCGAAGGGUGAAACUGCAGCUUUGGGACACCUCAGGGCAGGGGAGAUUUUGUACCAUAUUCCGCUCAUAUUCCAGAGGAGCACAGGGUGUGAUCCUGGUCUAUGACAUUGCCAACCGAUGGUCCUUUGAUGGCAUCAAUCGAUGGAUUAAGGAGAUUGAUGAGCAUGCCCCUGGGGUUCCUAAAAUCUUGGUGGGAAACCGGCUGCACCUGGCAUUCAAGCGGCAGGUGCCCACUGAGCAGGCCCAGGCCUACGCCGAGCGCCUGGGUGUGACCUUCUUUGAGGUCAGCCCUCUGUGCAACUUCAACAUUACAGAAUCCUUCACGGAGCUGGCUAGGAUCGUGCUGCUGCGGCAUGGGAUGGACCGUCUCUGGAGACCGAGCAAGGUACUGAGUCUGCAGGACCUCUGCUGCCGUGCUGUGGUGUCCUGCACGCCUGUGCACCUAGUGGACAAGCUCCCUCUUCCUGCUGCCUUACGAAGCCACCUUAAGUCAUUCUCUCUGGCCAGUGGCCUGAACACCAGGAUGAUGCACGGCCGCUCCUACUCCCUAACUGCUAGCUCCAGCCACAAGAGGAGCAGCUUCUGCAAAGCCAGGGCCAGCCGCCCACCCCAGAGCCCACCCAGAAACUGUACCAGGAAUAGCUGCAAAAUUUCUUAGGAACUAGAAUUGGUGGCACAGGCCUAUCAUUCCAGCUACUCAAGAGGCUGAAGCAGGAGGAUCACAUGCUCAAGGCCCACCUGGGCUACAGAAUGAGUUCAAGGCCAGCCUGGGCAACUAGUGAGACCCUGCCUCAAAUUAAAAAGUAAAAAGAGGGCUGGCUCUCUAGGAGAGUCUGGAGGACAGAGACCAUUCUAGACUCAAGAAACAUAUUCUCCAUCUCUUACAGUAAUGAUGCUACUUCAUUUGGAAUGCCUAUGCCACUGAUGUAGUACGAAUGCCCAGUGCGCUGUGACUGACACUUCUGUGUGGAUGUGCAUGAAGCUCUUGUUCUAGACUUGUGUGUACAAAGGGAAAAAUUAAUAUUCUGCCCUACUCUUGAUAAUAUGAAAUUAUGGAUGUUGCUUUUAUCAUGAUUGCUGUGCAACUUUUUCUGUAACUGCUUUUAUAUGGCUGAUAAAAUGUGUGUAGUGAAUACAUAUUCAAAGAAAUUUCAGAAACAAUGAUAAUCAGAUAGGCUAGCAUCACUGAUAUUACAAGAGGGACCUUUUAUAAACCUCUUUUUAAUGUCAAAGUUCCAAUUUAUAAAAAAAAAAAAAUGCUGCAGUUGCACAUAGAGAUUGUGUACAACAGAUCUGUCCCAUUUGGGUAGGACAUGGAUUUGAUAAAGUUUUUGCUAUGUCAUUUACUACAUUUUGGGAUUAAUAAGUAAUCUAUAUUCAUAUUUUUCUGUAAACCUACAUUUUUUGUACAAAGUGUCCUACAAGUUAUGAAACUACAGGAAGAAAAUGCCAAAGAUAUCUCCAAUUAUGUUGAACAUAACCAGCAUUGUUUCAACAGAUUAGCAAGGAGAGAGGUAUUUCAGUAAAGAACGAAGUGAAAACAGUAUUAUUUAGGGAAAUAUUUCUCAAUAAAGUAGAUGCUUGUUCCUCUC
Messenger RNA from Peromyscus californicus insignis, 1964 nucleotides. It is a transcript of the gene Rab40b, whose product is annotated as RAB40B, member RAS oncogene family. Gene Ontology annotation, molecular function: GTPase activity; GTP binding. The record is from RefSeq and is a predicted model, not a curated record. The coding region runs from base 113 to 1030 and encodes 305 amino acids. Gene Ontology annotation, cellular component: endosome; plasma membrane; synaptic vesicle. The transcript is spliced from 6 exons. Lineage: Eukaryota; Metazoa; Chordata; Mammalia; Rodentia; Cricetidae. Gene Ontology annotation, biological process: intracellular signal transduction; protein localization to plasma membrane.